AUGACCCGGCUCAAGAUGGCAGCGCACCUCAGUUACGGAAGAGUGGUUCUUAACAACUUGCGAGAGGCGGCCCGCAAGGAGCUGCGCGAAUUUCUGGAUAAAUGUGAAGGCAGCAAGGCAAUAGUUUGGGAUGAGUAUCUUACUGGACCAUUUGGAUUGAUUGCUCAAUAUUCCCUAUUAAAGGAACAUGAAGUUGAUAAAAUGUUUACCCUGAAGGAAGGGCGUAUACCUCCAGCUGAAGUCAAAAACAUAAUUUUCUUUGUGAGGCCUAGAUUGGAAUUAAUGGAUAUUAUUGCUGAUAAUAUUCGUUGCGAACACAAACAUCAUGGUCCUCACAGAGAUUUCCAUAUUCUGUUCCUUCCUCGUCGAAGUCUCCUUUGUGAACAGCGACUAAAAGAACAAGGAUUAUUGGUCCACUUCACCCAUAUAGAAGAGUACAGCCUGGAUUUAAUUCCAUUUGAUAGUGAUCUAAUGUCCAUGGAAGCUGAAAGUGCAUUUAGGGAGUGUUAUCUAGAAAAUGACCAGACCGUCUUAUUCAGUGUUGCCAAAGGACUGAUGACUCUGCAAGCUUUGUAUGGAACCAUCCCACAGAUAUUUGGGAAGGGUGAAUGUGCACGGCUUGUGGCAAAUAUGAUGCUAAGAAUGAAGAGAGAAUUUGCUGGGACGCAGAACCAGAUUUUACCUGUCUUCGAUAAACUCCUGUUACUUGACCGAAAUGUUGACUUGUUAACGCCCCUGGCAACGCAACUGACCUAUGAAGGACUUAUUGAUGAAAUAUAUGAAAUUCAAAAUACGCAUGUUAAGCUGCCUCCUGAGAAAUUUGCACCUAAAAAGCAAACUGAAAGUGGCCGAGAUCUUUCCAGUGAACCUAAGAAGCUACAGUUAAAUUCUGCUGAAGAACUCUAUGCAGAAAUCAGGGAUAAAAAUUUCAAUGCAGUUGGUUCAGUCCUCAGUAAAAAAGCCAAGUUCAUAUCUGCUGCAUUUGAGGAAAGACAUAAUGCAAAAACAGUGGGUGAAAUCAAACAAUUUGUGUCCCAGCUUCCACACAUGCAAGCAGCAAGGACCUCGCUAGCUAAUCAUACAUCUAUUGCUGAACUCAUCAAAGACAUUACAGCAUCAGAAACAUUCUUUGACAAGCUGACUGUGGAACAAGAAUUUAUGUCUGGGAUUGAUACUGACAAGGUUAACAGCUACAUUGAAGAUUCCAUUGCUCAAAAAGAACCUCUGAUAAAUAUUCUGCGACUUGUUUGUAUGCAGUCAGUAUGUAAUAAUGGCCUGAAACAGAAAAUCCUAGAUUAUUACAAGAGAGAGAUUUUACAGACAUAUGGUUAUGAGCACAUUUUAACCCUAAAUAACCUAGAAAAGGCUGGGUUACUGAAACCUCAGACUAGCACCAGGAAUAAUUAUCCAACUAUAAGAAAAACUCUGCGUCUUUGGAUGGAUGACGUCAAUGAACAGAAUCCCAAUGAUAUCUCUUAUGUGUACAGUGGUUAUGCCCCUCUGAGUGUGCGGUUAACACAGUUGCUGGCUCGUCCUGGGUGGAGGAGCAUUGAAGAAGUCUUAAAGAUGUUACCAGGACCUCAUUUUGAAGAAAGACAGCAACUGCCUUCUGGAUUGCACAAAAAACGUCAGCAGGGAGAGAACAGAGUUACUCUGGUGUUCUUUCUUGGAGGUGUGACAUAUGCUGAAAUUGCAGCGCUUAGAUUCUUAUCUCAGAUGGAAGAAGGAGGUACAGAAUACAUUAUUGCGACCACAAAACUGAUAAAUGGAAAAAGCUGGAUUAAAUCUAUGAUAGAUAAGUUAGAGCCAUCUCUGUUCUGAAAAGACAAUGUGAUUGACAAUAUUCAUCGGAUGAGUUUUUUUUGUUUAUGGAUCCCAAGUGUGUUUGGAAAAUGUGAGACUGGUAUGAUGUGUUUCAGCUGAGAAACUGAAUUGAGCGCUGCAUGGGACACAAGACAAAAUUCUAAUGUGGUCUUGGUUGACAUUCAGCUGCACUGGCUGUUCUGAGCCACGUUUUCCGUCCUUUGGUGAAGUACCAUGUGAAACCAGAACACUUGGGAAUUCAUUGUGCUUCAGGAAUCACAUGUCAACAGCCUGAAACAAGUUUCUGUGUUGGCAGAGUUUGAUCAUUUGUGCCACUGGAUUUAAUUUGCAUACAGACAUUGCACAAGUCUAAGCACUUUGGUGCCCUUGUAAUCUGAAGUGGUUUCUUACACGCCAGAAUAUGUAAUGCAUGUUUAUGGUACAUGCAAGGUAAAUUUAAAUAAUAUAUACCCUGUGUUAAAUCAAGUGCUUACUGCAACAAUGUAGGAACUUAGCGUGAGGGAAGAAGUGUCAACAAAUGUGCAUUUAUUUGUUUUUGCUUCCUAAAUGUUAUUCUUUGGAGCUUUGUUCAUACUAGUAGAGUAUGAAAUUUCAUUAAUCUCCUGUUCUGAUCUCUUGUUGCCACAUUUAAAAGAAUCUUAAAGCUUUGUCAUCCUGUGAGGGUAAAAUUAAAUCUCAAAACUCUGACCUUUUCAAUUUUAUUUGUUAUGUACUGUUCUGUUUAUUGCAUGGUUGCAUAGUUUCAGAAAAUAUUGUAUCAUAAUCUAUAUUCCAUAUUCUGUAUAUGUGAAAUGAUGUGUUAAAAAUUAUUUGAAUAGAAUGAUUGGGCUUUAUACUUUUUAAUUUGCUGUAAAUCAGUUUAGAACAUUUCAUCUAUACUACAGAAAAGAAGAAUUGUUUAGGAAGUUUGUCACAUAUUCAGAGAACAAUUAGCAAAAUGCAUGCAGUGAUUUCUCCCAUUCUGGUACUGUUUUUCUCAAUAAGGAGGCAUGAUCAGUAAUGAUUUGCGUAAUAUGAGAAAUAACGUGUACUAGUCCAUAAUACAUAUUUUGAACCAGACAAAAUUCCCUCAAAAUAUAUUCAAAAGACAGCUCAGACCAUAACUCCUCUUCUCUUGUUUUGAAGGUAAAUGUAAAGCACCAUGUUCUAGACGCAACUUGAUUGGUUGUCUACUUUAAGCAAAACAUGUUUUACGCUACAGUUAAAAUAAACAAAAGUAAAAGAUGGGCUUAUAUAUAAAUCUACUGAAAUACUUGACAAAAGAAUGUAUUAAUUACUACUAAUUAACUGUUCCAUUAUGGUAACAUCCUAUAAACACUCCCUUGGCAAAGGCAAAUUCCGUAAAUUAGAUGUAUUGCAUGCAUUCCUAGCAUUAGGAAAAGAACCCCCAGCUUUUAGAUGUAAAGUAGAGAGGAAUAAGAGUUUCCACGUCCAGCUUUAAGACCCCAGCAACUGCUGCUGAAAGCUAAAAAUAAAACUCUUGGUUCUGUGGGAACUUGAACUAUAUUCAUAUAGUUCAAUUCAUCCAUUCAGGCUGCUUCUAUUGUUCCAACUUAAAAAAAACACAAGCCUCACAGGCUGUUUACUGUAUUGGCUUUGAGCAUACUGCUUGUCACUUCCUCUGUCUCAACCUUUUAUUUUUAAAAAAGAAAUGGACAAAAUGCCAUUCUUAAGGCCAUAGUAUCAUCAAAUGGAAGAUUGAGAUAGCGAUUGUUUGGUAAAGCUCAUUCCUUUAUUUUGUUGCUUGAGAAUAGACUGGUUAUCCGGUUACUAUCAUAAUAUUCUAAGUUCAAAAAAAUUUCAUAGUAACUGGCCAUUUGGCCAAUCAAGUGUAUGGCAGCAUUUUUCUCCACUUAAUUUGUCAAGGCACUUUAUUGCCAAUGUCCAGUUGCCUGGAAGGGAUUAGAAAUUAACCACAAUAAUUCAGUAGGUUACAAACGGUAGGAUCCUUUACUUGGAGAAAUGUUACCGAAUCUAACUAAUUUUCAUGUUCAUUUUCUGGUGCCGUUCUGUAAAUUUAAAACCAAAUUAAUCCAUUUGCACCAUCUUGAACAUUCAAUUCCAUCCACACCAGUGCACAAUUGCAGUUAGUUGUACCGUCUAGCUUUGCAGUACAGCAACCUACUAAGGCUCCAAGAAACACACCUUUCAGACCCCCAGAAGGAUGAGGAUAGGAGAUGCAUUGGAACAUCAUCCUGAUUUGGAAAUGUAUUGUCAUUCCUUCACAGUCACAUGGUUAGAAUCCUGGAAUUUCCUUCCUCACAGCACUGGAAGUAUCCACACCAUAUGGAUUAUAGUGAUUCAAGAAAAUAAUAUCCAUUUCUCUAGGGGAUUUAGGAAUGAGUAAUAAAUUGCUGGCACUACUAACAAUGCUUGCAACCCAAGAAUUAAAUUUAAAAAUGACUUUGAAAAAUCUUUUAUAGUUCAAUUUGAAUAUUUACCUGCUAGUCUAAUCUACUUGUCCACUGAGUCUAGUCCAAUCCAACAACAGUUAAUUUCUCGGUGGCUCAGUGGUUAGCACUGCAGCCUCACAGCACCAGGGACCCGGGUUCGAUUCCAGCCUCGGGUGACUGUCUGUCUGUGUGGACUUUGCACAUUCUCCCCGUGUCAGCGUGGGUUUGCUCCGGUUUCCUCCCACAGUCAAAAGAUGUGCAGGUUAGGUGGAUUGGCCAUGCUAAAUUGCCCGUAGUAUUCAGGGGUG
Stegostoma tigrinum is the source of this 4525-nucleotide messenger RNA. It is a transcript of the gene vps33a, whose product is annotated as VPS33A core subunit of CORVET and HOPS complexes. Gene Ontology annotation, cellular component: lysosome; CORVET complex. Gene Ontology annotation, biological process: vesicle-mediated transport; intracellular protein transport. The coding region runs from base 1 to 1821 and encodes 606 amino acids. The record is from RefSeq and is a predicted model, not a curated record. The transcript has 13 exons. NCBI's taxonomy places the organism in Eukaryota, Metazoa, Chordata, Chondrichthyes, Orectolobiformes, Stegostomatidae.